This is a messenger RNA of Carassius carassius (crucian carp), 2705 nucleotides long. RefSeq names its product ral guanine nucleotide dissociation stimulator (gene ralgdsa). Gene Ontology annotation, molecular function: guanyl-nucleotide exchange factor activity. The transcript has 17 exons. Gene Ontology annotation, biological process: positive regulation of GTPase activity; Ras protein signal transduction. The coding region runs from base 56 to 2626 and encodes 856 amino acids. Gene Ontology annotation, cellular component: plasma membrane. Lineage: Eukaryota; Metazoa; Chordata; Actinopteri; Cypriniformes; Cyprinidae. The record is from RefSeq and is a predicted model, not a curated record.
UUCCCUUCAGCCAAACUCGCACAGACAUACAGUCGUUGCUACGGUAGAAGUCUGGAUGACAGGAUAUGGAGUCGUAAACAGAGACAGUGACAGUCUUUCAGUAAUGGUCUACAUUAUGGGAAUGCAGUCGGACGCCCUCGGUGUCAAACCCACGUCCCUGGACGAGCUGUUUGAGUCCAGCACAUGGAAAAUUAAAAACAUCUGGGAUGGGGUGAAGCUGGAGAUCGCACCUGAAGAUGGAUGUCCGGUGGUCUUAAAUAGUUUUACGCAUUUGGACCCUGACCUGCCUGUCCUGGAGAGCUCAGUUCAGGAGAUUGGAGAGGAGGUAGAAGACGGAGCCAUCUAUACCAUCACACUUCGAAAAGUCCAGCUCCACCAGACGGCUAGUAAGGGGCAGCGAUGGCUGGGUGUGGAGACAGACUCUGCCCUCAGUUUGUACGAGACAUGCAAGGGUCGGACUAUUAAGGCUGGCACGCUGGAGAAACUAGUGGAGUACAUGGUUUCGGCUUUCAGAGGAAAGGACUACACAUACGUCACUAUUUUCCUCUGCACCUACCGAGCUUUUGCCACCACCAAACAAGUGCUGGACCUGCUGCUGAACAGGUAUGCCAAACUGCAUGAUCAGCCAGUCUCAGGCAAGCCAAAACUGUCCUCAGAGGACCACACAGAUCUUAAAAAUACUGUCUCAUCUAUCCUGGGUGCAUGGCUGGAUCAGUACUCUGAGGAUUUCUGGAGCCCUCCUGACCAUGAAUGCCUGCAGAGCCUCAUAUCCUACUUGCAAAUGAACUUCUCUGGAUCAGACCUCGAGAGACGAGCCCAUAACCUUCUGGAACACUUCCAGCAUCGGCAAAACACAGAGGUUGAGCUUGAAGCUGACCUGUGCACCUGCCCCUUUGCCACACCAGAGGAGAGCAGCUUGGAUGAUGAAUUCUCUCCCUCACACUUCAUGUCUUUCAGUCCUGCCCUAGUCGCUGAGCAGUUAACAGUCAUGGAUGCGGAGCUGUUUAAGAGGGUGGUUCCAUACCAUUGUUUGGGUGGCAUAUGGUCCCAGCGAGAUAAGAAGGGCAAAGAGCACCUGGCACCCACCAUCCGUGCCACUGUUUCUCAGUUCAACAGUGUGACCAACUGUGUGAUUGCCACCUGCCUGGAUAACAAGUCUCUCAGACCCUUUCUAAGAGCGAAACGCAUUGAACACUGGAUAGAAGUGGCCAGGAAAUGCCGUAUCCUGAAGAGCUUCUCUUCUCUGAAAGCCAUCCUGUCCGCCUUGCAGAGUAAUGCCAUCCAUAGACUGAGAAGGACCUGGGAUGAUGUGUCCCGGGAAAGCUAUCGCACUUUCCAGGAGUUGUCUGAAAUUUUCUCCGACGACAAUAAUUAUUCCCUCAGCAGAGAGCUUCUCAUUAAGGAGGGCACCUCCAAAUCUGCCAUCGUCGAGAUUAACCACAAAGGAGCCCAGAGAAGACACCAGCAGCAAAGAGACAUGGGUGUUGUACAAGGAACUAUUCCAUACCUUGGCACUUUUCUGACUGAUCUAGUCAUGUUGGAUACUGCAAUGAAAGACUAUCUCGAGGUUGGGCUGAUAAACUUUGAGAAGAGAAGGAAGGAAUUUGAAGUAAUUGCUCAGAUCAAGUUGCUGCAACUGACAUGCAAUUAUUACAACUUCACCAAAAACCAGCGCUUCAUUGAAUGGUUCAAGAGGGUGGAGAGACUUACCGAGACUGAGAGCUACUCUAUGUCCUGUGAUAUCGAGCCGCCAUCUGAGUCAGUGUGCAAAAAGAACGGGGGCAUCAUCAAACGCAUGAGCGAGGAGUCGGGUUACAGCAGCGCUGGGACGUCACACUCUAAGUCCUUUGAGCGGCCGCGAUUAAGCCAGUUCAAAGACAGUUUCAAAGAUGGAGCAGAUUCUGUCAGCCUCACCUCAGCGGCAUCCAGCAGCUCAGACGCAGAGGAGACGAGUCUCAGUCUGCUCAACUCCCCAGAAACAGGAAGUCAAAGAACUUCCACACCAACUGUGAAACAUUUUUCAUCAACCUCAGAUACAGGGGAGCUUGCUUCUGAUUCCUCUUCCAAGCUUUGGGAGUCAUCCACUCCUUCAUCUUUGGAGGCCUCCGGACUAGGCUUGGGUUUGGAGUCUGGCUGCAGCAGCUCCACCUCCUCUUCUUCAUCCUCAGUCUCCAUCUCCACAGGGCAGACCUUCCAUUUUCACAAACGUUCGGUCUCUGGUGUCUCAGACUACUCGUCUCUCUCCCUGCCGCUACACAACCAGCAGGUGAACGACUGCUGCAUUAUCAGAGUCAGCCUUGACGAGGACAAUGGCAACAUGUACAAGAGCAUCCUGGUCACUAGUCAGGACAAAACCCCGGGUGUCAUCAGGAAAGCCAUGGCCAAGCACAACCUGGACUAUGACAGGUCAGAAGACUAUGAGCUGCUGCAGAGGGUCUCCAAGCAUAAAGAACUUAAAAUCCCAGAUAAUGGAAACGUUUUCUAUGCCAUGAACUCAUCUGCCGACUACGACUUCUUGCUGCGAAAGCGUGGCGCCCCCAAAACCUGCCGCUCGAAGAGCUCGCCGAGCCUGACUCUACCACGCAUGAAGCAGAAAGGGUUCAAAAUACCCAAGGGCUUCUUCUGAAAGAGCUCUGCGGAGUUCGGCAAGCCUGAAGCUGUUGGGCAUUACCAAGAGUCACUUUAUUAACCCUGAAAGUGUUAUC